CCAAGAGAGGCCAAACUACUUGUAGAUCUAAUAGCCAUGGCGAAACUCUUGAACCUGUUCUUGGUCCUUGUUUUUGUAGUAGCCAUGUCCAUUGAGGGCACCCAAGCUGCCUGCGGCGAUGGCCUCAAAGACCUAAUUAAAGAAUGCCAGCAAUACGUGAUGCCACCUAAGGACCCAAAGAUCCCUCCUUCAGAUGGUUGCUGCGGUCUGGUAAAAAAGGUGGAUGUUCCAUGCCUGUGCUCCAAGGUCACCAAGGCUAUUGAGGCGAUUGUGUCAAUGGAGAAGGUUGCAUUUGUUGCCGAAAAAUGCGGGAGGCCACUUGAGCAUGGCUACAAGUGCGGAAGCUACACAGUUCCAGCUAAAUGAAUAGACAGCAAGAGGGGAGGUGCUGGAUGUAGUGCUUAGUUCUCAACUGCCUACCUGAUUUACCUUUCUGAAAAAAUGUGCAAUAUGAGGUUGUGUUGAGACUACUGUAAGGUUCGAGAGAGAUAAUGAUGUAUGGAAAAUAUUGUGAUGAGCUAAUAAAGGCUUCUCUUCAAAUUUCCUGAUUGCUAA
Molecule: messenger RNA, 555 nt
Organism: Setaria italica (foxtail millet)
Lineage: Eukaryota; Viridiplantae; Streptophyta; Magnoliopsida; Poales; Poaceae
Product: protein LIM2-like
Source: RefSeq, marked predicted